Messenger RNA from Hyaloperonospora brassicae, 2568 nucleotides. The record is from the annotation of a GenBank genome assembly. Lineage: Eukaryota; Oomycota; Peronosporomycetes; Peronosporales; Peronosporaceae.
AUGGCAAGCGAGGCGACGCUCGUGCCGCUAUACACGAGCCCCAGCGCUUCUGAUGGGAGCAACUACCAGCUGCACACUGCUGGUGUAGGCGUGCUCCAUCGUGCGAAGCUGUCGACGCGAAAAGUGGCGCUUGUGGGCGUUUAUUACGUCGUCGAUCCCAGCAACUCGACGGACGAGUGUGAGCGCGGCCUCUUUUUGAGUCCCAGUACCGUGUUUGUGUCUGCACAGAGCGCCAAUAUGCUGUUUCUAGUGCUGCAAGGCGUCUCGCUCGUUGAUGAGCCAUUUUGGGGCACGCUGCUGUUUGUAUUGAGCUCGCACGUGAUGGUGGUGGCCCAUGGCGCGAUCUCUGCUGCCAAGAUCGGGACAGCGCUGCCAUUUCUAAAGGACUUUGCCCAGCUGCAGGUGGUCGAAACGUCUGAUGAUGCCGAUAGAAACGCGUCGCUACUGCAAGACCUGGCGCCACGGCUUUCGUGGGGUGCAGUGGACCUCAAGAUCAAGGACAUGGGCGGCUGCGAGUCGCCGUCCACGUACUUUGAGCAGCAGUUGGCCAGCGGAUCAACGGAUGCGCAGCUGCUAUUGAAUGCUCUAGUCCCAGUACGAGACUGUGUGGUGCUGAAGUUCCACUCGUUUCUGGAGCCUCAUCUCCCGCACACAUCGCCCAAGCUGCUGACGCAUGCAGCAGACCGACUUGAGUGCAAAUCCUUCUUUGGGCGUUACAUGAACGGCGCUCUGCUUGUGCGAUUCAUCAGGUCGUUGACACAUGUCAUGGCAGCUCCAUAUGGCUCGUCGGUAGUGCUGCAGCGCGUGGUGGCGAAUGUGUUUGCUGCACAUUGGCAGGACCUCAUCAAACAAGCCUACAAAGCGUACUGCGACGUGUUGCAUGCGAGAUUGGCGGUGUAUGAACGAGUGCCAGUCACUGCAGAGUACCUUGUGGAUGUCACAGAACGAAAGCUGAUGGCGAGGCACUCGCAGCACAAUCAGCAUUAUGCCUUCGGAGACGAUGGAAAGGGAGUCUACUCGGUUUUUGACGAAUUUGGUAAUUUGAACACACAGCAGGUUUCUGACGAGAACGCCGAAGGAGGGGGUAGUAUGGAGACAUUGCCAGCAACUGCGCAGCUCGAUACGGGUCUGUUUAGCUUUUUGAAAAACAGGGCCGGUCGUGCUUUUAGCAAACAGAUUUCGCGACUUCCGGCUAGUCGCUGGAGCACGCUGAGUAAAGGUGGAGGCCCAGCAACAGCAGGAAGUCAUUGUGGAGGAACUGGUGGUGGUCAAACGGACGUAGAAGCGGUAGAAGCUGAUGCUGCAGUAAACGCGAAGGCCGCAGGAGCACCUGAGCAACUGCUGGCACGGUGCAUGGCAAGUAUCGCAAGUUACUCGAUUCCCCCGGAGUAUCAGAACGCGCCUAGUGAGGCGAUGCCUGUCGAUACUGGUGUGUUAGAUGCAGUGCACGCAGAUGGUUUGGAUGACGCUCACGCAAUAUUGAAGCCGUUCCUAGUGGAUUUGCGGGGUCCCCGAUCGUCCGGCCCGAAUCUUGCCGUCUCGCUUGAUUCCCAGCAUUUGUGGGCAAAGCUGGCUAAUGUACGGAGGCGCUUUGAUCGCGCAAAUGAAGUUUCGUCGGCUAUUUUUUGUGGUGAAUUGCUUCGUUAUCUGCACUCAGUGGUGCUUCAUAAGAGUGAGACCGACAAGGUGGCGCAGCAGCAGCAAUUACGAGGCCGUGCUGAAUCUUCGACAAUGCACGUCGACAAAAAGAGUGAGAAUAUUCCUGUCGAUUUGACGCGAGUUCCGUUGGAGUUGCUGACCUACAAGAACAAUCUCGAGGCAAUGGUGUCUCAGUACAACUUUGUGUCUCGUGGUCCCCAGGCUGCAACAGUCCUUGCGGGCUUUCUUCAUGGACCCGUCCGCAACCAGCUGCGACACUUGGUCCAACAAGAGCACGACCGUUUUUCUGCAGCUUGCCAGGUGAAGGAACACCGUAUAGACGAAUUGAGGGAGUCACUAAAGAGCAAGGAGCGUCAGGUACAGCGCAUUACUAAGGUGAACACAGAGUGGGGGCUUCAAGAACGAGAGGCUGUUGCCAAGAUUGAACAAUCUCAUGCUGAGCAGUUGAGCUCACUUGUAGGUGCAAUAGGUGGUAUUGACGCACAGAUCGAAAGCGCAUUGGCGGAGCAGCAAGCUUUGUAUCAGAGCACGAUGCAGGCGACGAGGCGCACAAUCGACACCGUGGACAAGGUGACAGACAAGGGCCGUAUGGUGUCGGGCUACCUCGAUCGUUAUGAGAAGGGCCACGUAUUUACUUCGCGAUGGCGCCAGUAUUUCUACGUGCUGAAGCAUGCGACGCUUACAUGCUACAAGUCGAAGAGCGAGUACGAAGAACGUGGACCUCCGCUUGAGCAGCCUGUUAGCAUUAGUGGCUACAGCGUCGUGCGCAGUCGAACUGAUGAACUCAAGAUCAAAUUGGUUCCACCCGGUGCAAGCCGUCGAAUGUAUCGCUUUCGCGCCCCUGCCAGCGUAGGCCGUGAAACAUGGAUAAAGCGAUUUACAGAGGCCACACAGCUCACAAGCCGAUAA